Molecule: messenger RNA, 11104 nt
Organism: Hermetia illucens (black soldier fly)
Lineage: Eukaryota; Metazoa; Arthropoda; Insecta; Diptera; Stratiomyidae
Gene: Smr
Exons: 11
Coding region: 2124-8870 (2248 amino acids)
Biological process (GO): regulation of transcription by RNA polymerase II
Source: RefSeq, a predicted model, not a curated record
AAGUGUUCGCAUCGGGCAACGUUCCGCGCGCACUCACACAAAUACGUGGUGUUCAAGUCAUCUCUUGGCGCGGGAGCGGGUUGGUCUCGGACUAUCGUGAAUUUUUCGAAACUUGGGAAUCGGAAUCGCCGUGAACGUGAAUGUUUGUCGUGGUCGUGUUCUGUGUGAUCGGGAAAACGUUUUCUGUGUGUAAAUUAGGGAAAAUCGUGAGCAAACUGUCGCCCUAGACCAGUGGACGCAUUUUCCAGGGCAUCGAGGAUCGCUCGCGUGAAAAUUCGUUGCGAAUUGGUCGUUUCGAAGGGAACCCGCGAGGGUGGAACAAUGGCAUCGUUGCCGUCAAAGUGAAGUGCGAAGAAGUGAAACCAGGAAGCCUACGGCCAACAGCAGGGGAAAAUACAGUUUCACGGCACAGUGGAGCGCCUGCCGCGAGCGGUUCGUCCUAGAUUGUGUCCCGAGAGCGGUUAGUGAGUGAUUGGUGCGGUGCAAGAUUGCGGCUGAAGUGGAAAUUGUACGCGAGCGGUGUAAGCAGGUCCCUAGGUCCUGCGGACAGCCCAGAACCCCGUUGAGUCGGGCUAGGCGCGAGCUGGGCCCAGGUUGUAGUCGCCCAUCCGGGAUCCGAAGGCUGGCAUGUGUGCGCCCCAGUGAGUUCGUUUCGCGCCCCCACGUGUACACGUCCUCGCCCGGUGCGGCCCGCAGGAACCGCGUGACUGUUCGGUGUUCCGGAACGCAGGAACUGUCCUUAAAGUCCUUUCAGAACUAGCGGAUUUUGCUGAGCCCUUAGAGCCCAUUGGUUGCCUCGAGAAAGUAUCUGAAGCCUGCUGUGUCCCGGACAGGAGUUUGCUGGGCAAAGUCGAGAUUGCUCCAGGAAAAGCAAAGACUAGGUGAGAACCAAAGCCCCAGAUAGCGCCAGGCCAGGCGGUAAGCAGCCGUUUGAGUGCCUUCCGCACGCUACAAAGCGUCCCCAACUCGCCCGUCUAGAUCACGCCAAGAGAACAGGACCUGAAAUUGCACAUUUGCAUGGAACUAGCGUGAAAAUCCCCCGAGGAAAUCGCCACGAGAGAAAAACAGUCGUGAGGAAGGCUGCAGGCAGGCGAGCGAGCAGCUGCCUUGCAAAGGGCGAGAAUUCGUCAUGUGGGAAACGGAACAGCGGAACGGGCGCGGGCAUGGGCUCGCCGUCAGCAGGCAGCGGCAGUGACAGUAGUGCGAUACAGGCAAAAAGUGAAUUGUGUGUUGGUGUGCGUGCGUGAAGUUGAAGUUGUCAUUCCGGGCUUUUUGUUGGGGCCGUUCCGUCCAAAAAGAAAAAUGAGCGAAGAGUAGAGGAGGAGGAGAAGGAAGGAAGAAAAUUGAUCAAGUAGAAAAGUUUUCGCAAGUGAAAAAUCGAUUCCGGGGAGGGCGAAAGGAAAUGAAGCCGAAACGAUGAUGAUGUAGCGGAAAUUGCUGGCUGAGCGACUGCCGUUUUGGAUUUAUUGUGUAGCGGAGCGAGGCGUUCCUCGUGAAAAAUAUGUUACUCAAGGCGCGUCGAACUAAGCUCACUCAGGACUACAUCACAAUGAGAUGGGUCGGACCUUCCUUUAAUUUCAUCAGAAUUUCACGUGCUACAACGUCAGAUGCAUAACAUUUGAAACAGAGACAAUCUAACCGACACAACCUUCUCUCGUUCGACUGCAAACCUCAAUUUUCUGUACGUUCGAAACAGAAGCCAAUUCCUGCCCAGGCCACGCCGAGUUGUUUCUUUGUUUUGUUUUUAUGCUUAAAGUAGAGUCGUGGAGCUUUUUAAAUGAAACGGGAGAAGUAAAUUGCAUCACAGUUGAAGAAUAUGUAUCCCAAUAUAGUUUUAACAAGUGUAUUUUAAAAUCACGUAAUUUUUUAACCCUUAACGAAGAAGUUCAAUCUGCCUCUCCUUUAAUAAUAACUUCAAUGGAGUUGUGAAAGUAAAAUAGAAGUAAAAAUGUUUCUGGUUUAAGUGAAAGUGUUCUAUAGGAAAAUAGAGAAAUUUCAAAUAUAUUAGAUAUAGUUGUAAAAAGGGAAUGAUCUAAUAAAAUCUAAUAAUCUAAUAUUUAAAAAUAAUAAGUGUAGAAAAAAAAUCAUGAAGUGCUUUUAUAAUAUGAUCACGUCGGAAUGAGAUGGAAGCAGCCGCCGUACGUCCAUCAGUGCAGGUGGGUGGUCCGCCGCCCGGUCAGAGGGCGUCUGACCCUGGGCCACCGACGCAGCAAUCACAGCCCCCACCACCCACACUUGCUUAUCAGCAACGGAUAUCAUCAGGAGCCUCACCGAUUCACAGGCCAGUGGACACUCCUCAACCCUACACAAAAGGUGGCAUCGGACCGCCACCAUCCCAACAGCCUACAUCUCGAUCAGCGGCUAGUCCGUUAUCACCUCCACGACCUGGCGGAGCAGUCAAUCACACUGCCUAUCCACGUUUCAGCGAUGUCACAGCCACCUCAUUGCGAUAUGUUCCGCAAACACAAUACGGUGUUGGGCAAGUGCAAACAUUUCGAGAGAAUCCCUACGCUCGAAUCUCUCAGGUACCUGCCUCAAUUCAAGAAUACCAUCGACCGGCCGGUGGUCAACCGAUUGUUACGGGAAACAGUAACAUGUCUUUGGUAUCAGUUGGAUCCACCAGUACGAUGGAGGCCAGUGCUCAGGGACAUUCUUCGGGGCGGCAGCGAAUGUCGCUCAUUUCAGCACCUCAGCAUGCGACCGAAUAUAUGUCGAACACGAGGCCACCGCCACAAGCUCCACCCGAUCCAGGGGGACAGCCUUUCAAGAAAAUUCGUUUAGGAGAAACCAAUCACUCGCCUGCCCAGCAAUUGAAAGUUGAUACUCGGGAACAUCGGCCCGCGACGACAGAAGCAUACCAUCCGCAAGUAGAGGCGAUCUCGCCAACGCUUCCAAACGACACUGUCGAGGAGCGGCGUACGACGAAAGAUGAUCUGCUUAUGCAGAUCAAUAAAGUAGAUAAUGAGAUAACGAAAGCGGAGAACGCGAAGGCAAUACUUAAGAACAAAGAGAAAGCGUUGGAAGAGGCGUCCGCUAAGCCCUCAAAGGAACCCGAGCCAUCGGAGGCGCCUAUACGGCAUCGUAGCUUGGCCCAGAAGAUCUAUGCGGAGAAUCGGAAACGGGCUGCCGAAGAGCACGCUGUUCUUAACCAUUUAGGACCUCAGCACGAACUUCCGCUGUACAACCAACCUUCAGACGUGGAGAUCUGCCAAGAGAUAAUCCAACGUCAUCAAUCGAUCAAAUCUCGCCUCAUAUUGCAUCUGCGUCGCUUGAAAUCAGAGAAGGCAGCUAAGAAUGCGGCGUUGGUGGAAAAGUACUCUCAGCUUUCGCAGGAGUGGCUCAAGCGUGUGGAAAAGAUCGAAUCGAGUGCGAAGCGGAAAGCGAAAGAAGCGAAAAAUCGUGAAUUCUUCGAGAAGGUAUUCACGGAAUUACGAAAACAACGAGAGGACAAGGAGAGAUUCAACCGUGUGGGAUCCAGAAUAAAAUCGGAAGCCGAUCUGGAGGAGAUAAUGGAUGGGUUGCAAGAGCAGGCAAUGGAAGAUAAGAAGAUGCGUUCAUACGCUGUGAUACCACCCCUAAUGUAUGACGCACGUCAGCGUCGUAAUUACUAUUCAAACGAGAACGGCUUUUUGCCGGACAUGGUGGCAAACUACAAGGAGAGUCAAAAUAUUAACGUAUGGACGGCAGGCGAGAAGGAAAUAUUCAAGGAGAAGUUCCUUCAGCAUCCAAAAAAUUUUGGUGCAAUUGCGGCGAGUUUAGAUCGUAAAUCUGCCCAAGACUGCGUACGGUAUUACUACCUCAGCAAGAAGACGGAAAACUACAAACAGUUGCUGCGAAAGUCGCGUCAACGAACCCGUAGCUCCCGAAAUCCGCAAAAGGCGCAACAGGCACAAGCGCAGUGUAUCGUGGACUCACUGACGACGGGCGUGACCACCCGUCUGCAGCGUGAGCAACAACAAAAGACUGGCGGUCGCGAUCGCGCCGCACACUCAACGGCGGUGUCGACAGUUUCUGGAGCCGCGGGAGCGACUGCAGGCAGUAGCACGGCGUCGACAACGACGGGGGGAGUGGGGGUUGCUGCGACAAGCGGGCUAGCUUCAGCUGUCGCGUCUACGAGUUCAUCUUCAUCAACUGUACAAUCCCCCACAACGGCUGGCUCCACUGUGAACAGUGGGAGCGCAACCGUUACGACCGUGGCUUCAACCGCGGUUUCAGGAACUACAACGACAACCGCCGCGACCACGACGACGGCAAUUAAGAAUGAGGAAGAAGGUGCCUCGGCGUCGAGUGGGUUAAAUGAAACUUCCUCGCAGUCUAUGAAUGGCCCGAACAGCGGGGCUAGCACAGACACGAACAAAGAGCAGCUAACAUCAUCUACAAACUCAAGUGAAAAUGUGCUGAAUUCGGAACAACAACCAGCAAGUAGCGAGGGCGCAUUUAUAGCAGUCAGUAAAGAUAGCAUGAACACACCAUCCGGCACUAGCACCACUGGCAGCAGCAACGGUAACAGUAAUUGCAACGCGGUGCUGAACUCGGGUACACCGAGUGCGACUGAGACAUCAUCGGCGACAGCAACCUCCGGGAAUGCGAAUUCGCUGGGCGCCACGACGGCCACUGUGCCCACUUUCAACGGUUUGAAGACCGAACUUGUGAUAACGAACGUAGUAAAUUUGAAUGAUGGCAAAUCGCUGUGCAAUGACAAAGAGAGGAAGUCGCCAGCCGUCGGGGUUACAGCCAGUGGCGGCGACGACAAGAGUAAUCUGAAUAAUGGCGGCAGGACUCGUCCCAGGAGUGCAGACAGUUGCGAUGCAAGUGAGCCGAAGAAGACUCGUCUGGAUUCAGAUUCAUCGUCGAACCAAACGUCGCUACUGCCGAAUAAUGAGAAGACGCCCGAAGCGAAUGCAGCAGAUAGUAAAGAUAAAUUUCAUCCUUGCUUUGUAUGCAAAACGGAAUCUUGUCCACGCACGCGUCCACUGAAGAAAGGCCGAGGACAGCAAUAUGGAAUAUCUGAUGAUACAAUUCCAGCCGGAGCUAGAGUGUGUAAUUCGUGUCAAUGUAAAUCGGUUCGAAAUCGCUACCCGAACUGCCCGUUGCCUACAUGCCCAAAUUCGAAGGAUCGCGCGAAAAAUAAUAUUCCAUCGCGAUUAUACGAAUUGGCACCAGAGAUUCGCGAUGCAAUUCUACAAGAAUUUCAAAUACCUCCAAAUGCGACAAAGUGUUGUUCGGCGUGUUUGAUGCGAAUACGACGGAAAUUAGAUCCUCACUCGACACUGACGGAUGAUGAGAGACGAACAAUGCUCACGGAUGGCGAUGAAUCAGACUUAAGUACAUCUUCAUGUGAUGAAAGGGACGCAGCAAGUAGCGAUACAGCAUCAGCUGAAAGUCCAAAUAAUCCAUUGAGACCGAGUAUAUCACAAAAAGAUGAUAGUCAAACAUCGGAUCCAACGAUUGUGCCGCUUAGUAGAAAAGCAUCCUCUUUUGAGGAUGAUCGACUACUUCCACCACUUGGACAAGCUCCGCGAAAACAAAAGACAGCAGAAGAGUAUGAUAGCUCUGCGACGGAGACUGCCGAUGAGGAGAAUGAGAACUCACCAGCAAAUAGACAAAGUCCGAAGUCUAUGUUGCAUGUUAAUCAGGGAGGGGUAGCAGCAAUGGUACCACCAUCUAACUUACAAAAUGGUCCACAACGAGAUCAGCCAAACGACCAGCAGACCAAUGUCCAAGAGAUAGUGUACAAUGUAAUCGAAUUCCAUGUUAAGACGAAACCCAAGCAACCAAUUUUGAAUGAUUCGCGAGAUGUAGCAUUUGUUCGAGAAUAUAGGAAUGAUAACGUAUCCAAGCCAGCAACGACAUCGGCAUCAUUGCCGGCUUCUAUGCAGUCUGUUGCGCAAGUUGCACAGCAAAUACCUCAAACUCGUCAGCUCCAGCUGCAACCCCAAUCCCAAUCUGGUCCAGCAGAAAGCCUAGCGACUCUUUCUGUAGUGAAUUCUCAAUCACAUAUGCCGCAACAAAUAAUAAGUCACCCGCAUGGACUAACCGCUACAAUCACACCCGUCAAACCGCCCAUGCAACAAUCGCAAGCACCACCGCCACCCUCACAAAUUCAGCAACAAAGUGGAGUUAUUGCUCAUGAAAUUGCGAAGGACGACAUAAUUUAUGGCAGUCGAAAUGAGCCAGAACCACAAACGCUGGAUCUUAGCAUCAAGAAAUCAUCAACCCGCGACAAUAUUUCGGUUCAUACGCCUGUUUCGCAUGCUAAGGUACAACAGCAACAACAGCACAGUGGUUCGAUGCCGAUGUAUCGUAAUGAAUUGGCGAAUAAUUCUGCGUAUUUAGCGUACCACCAAGUUGAUAUGAAUCGGCCGACCAAGCCUCGUUCAAUUUACGUAUCUCAAGUACCUGCACCUGCUCCACCUCUGCAACCAAACAUUGGUAUCCAACAUCAACAGUCGCAAAUGCAAGUGAAACAAAAAGUAACGCCUAAGUUGAGUCCGAAAAUUCAUCAACAGUCGCCAAGUCCCAGUCAAAUGAUGAGUGCAGGUCCGAAAGGAUCCAUAACUCAUGGAACACCUGUGAAUUCGCAACAGCAGCAAAUGUUAAUUCAAAGUGCUACUGCGUUGAGUCCAAGAUAUGAGAAUCUGCCCAGGCAGACUCCUCCCGGGCCAGAUGGUAAUAAGCUGGGAUCAAUUACCCAGGGCACUCCCGUUCAUCACAUUCACGAUAAGCAACGAGUUUAUUUCGAAUAUAAGGCCAAUCGGCAAAGCCCAGCACAACAGGGUCCACCUCCACCACAGGCGCAACCACAACCACCACCUCAACCGCCUCAAUCUAGUCCUCAAACACAAAGUUUCAUGAGCUCUCCAUACGGGCGUUCAUACGCUUUGGAGCAAACGCAACAAUUGAGCUCGCGCCAGAUUGUCAUGCACGAUUACAUAACAUCGCAGCAAAUGCAUGGUCAACAUUGUCGUCAAGGCCGAAAUGAUAAAGAAUCUCAAUCGCCACGCACGAUGAUGUAUUUCACAGAAAAGGACCGCGCCAGAUCGGAAUUCCUGAGUAGAACUUCACCGGCGGAGCAUAUAAAUAGUACAUCGAGUCCUCAUAGAACUCCACCACCGCCUCAGAGACAAGGUGUCAUACAGAGACAUAACACGGGAGGAUCAAAGCCGCCUUCUCCUUCCCCCAACCGCCACCCAAUUAUGCAGCACUAUCCUUCAGCAGGUCACGAAGCAUUUUCGUCAUUUGUUGAGGUCGCUGUACAACAACCACAACUGCCUGUCCCUAAGACGGACGAUAAACGAGCUGUUCUUAUGCCAGUUGGUGAGCAUCAGGGUCCAUCUCCUCACUACGACAUGCGAUACCAAAUGACUCCAGAACAACAAAUGCAUCACUUGCGACAACAACAACAGGCUGCAGCAGCCGCUGAUAUGCAACGACGAAUUUAUGCCCAGCAAGAGCGUGAUCAUCGUGAACGCCAGGAGCGUGAAAAUGCUGAACGUCAAAAUCAAGAGCGGUUACAGGCCGAACGAGAUCGCAUUGAACGUGAGCGUGAAAGAGAGAUGGAACGCGAACGGGAUCGGGAUCGUGAACGUCUCCGUAUGGAAGAACGUGAGCGUGAAGAAAGGAAAAGGGAGUCGGCAAGAGGAAUGCCUACCAGUGUCAUGGGAGCGUAUAUGCGUAAUAUGCCUCCAGCUGUUAAUCGAAUGCCUGAGAAGGAAAGAGAAGCUAUUCGCAGGACCCAGCCUGGUCUUCAACCAUUUGAAAUAAGUUCUUCGACGAUUAUCGAUGCAAUUAUUCAGAGUUCAAUAAAGGGCACUUCAGAGCCACCGUCGCGACGAGAUCCAUCAGGACGAUCAUAUUAUGGUGCUCGUGACCAACCUCAUUCAAGUUCAAUCUCCGUAUCGGAAAACAACGGAAAAUCGAGUUCACCGAAUGUAAUAAACGUAGAGUUAGAUGGUGAUCGAGGCAGAAAGCAGGAGGUAGGAACGAUAACCUUAGGGGAAUUAACGGACUCUAUAAUUGCCAAGGACUUUGGGCCGAAUCCUACUCUAUCGCGAGGUGGACCCUACAUGAUGCCAACUAUGCAAGAACCUAUUGUAACGACGGAUCAAUGGCAUAGACGGAGAAUGCAACAGAAAGAAGCGGAACAAGCUGCAGCUGAACGCAACAAAUCAGCAUCACAUGGUCGUUCCGGAACGCCUGACGAACGGCAAAUAAUACGAAUGGCGCAGCCUCAGAGUCCUCGCAACAAAUUUUCGAUUAUGCCCCAGUCACAUUACUAUUCAACCGUACAUGGAGCUCCACCACCUCCUGUUGCGAGUAGUUCACCAAUAGAUCGACGCAUGGGAGGGGGAGCACCGUCGCAUCAAGUUGCAUUCGACUGUUAUGUUAAAAACCGGAUCGUAGAAGCGAUGCGAACUGAAGAUGACCGCAGGCCAUCAGAUGACGGCCAUAUGCAGGGCCACCAUGACCAACAGGAUGGCCUCCGUCAGGUUGGUGGAUAUGCAAGGGAAAUGGACGGGAGACCGAAUAGUGGUAGUGGCAUGGGUGGAAAUUCUACACCAGUUAACUAUGAAGAUGAUCGCCGGAGUAUGAGCAAUAGCAGUAGCGGCAUGCCAAUGACCCCGAAUAAUGACUCCUCCCACGGUCCGUUACAGUGUCCUCCACAUCAGGGACAACAAUCUGCACCGGUAACCACGUUCGCCUCGACGACUUGCGCUUAUCCGUACAACAUUCUGAAUGUGUCCGGGCCGCCACCUCCAUCCUCGAAAAAAGUGGAUAGUGGUGUGCCACCACCACCACCACAACAGGCGAUAGCCGAACCGAAACCAUUGCUGGUUCCUCACUAUGAAGCUCUAAGUGAUGAAGACUAGUUGCCGAUGAUGUUGGCGAUGGGAUUAGUUCUAAAGGAUUGGAACAUCGACAGCAGGGAUGGCGACAUUGCGAGAACGACAGUUAGUAGGCGGGAAUCAAACAUGAGGGUGAAAUUAACGAUAACGACAAUGGUUAUUGGUGGCAGUGAUUUUGGCUGUGGAAUACGGGCUAUAGCUUGUUUCAUAACGUUGCUUGAUGAAAUAGUAGAAAUGUGGAAGGGGAAUGGAGUAGGUGAAAAAGAAAUGGAAAAAGAAAAAAAGGAGUGUAUGGUUUGCUUCCUUUCUCGUGGCUUUGUUUCUCUGCAUAUUUUAGCAAGCGAUACUGACUGGAUGAGGUUGGCUGGCGGGUGGAUCGGCCGAAGUUAUUCAUCAUUUGACUUUAUUCGGGCAUUUUUAUUCCAAUGGAUUUUCGGGUUAAUUUUCCUCUGUAUGUCUCCCUACACUGUUUUGUGUAGGUGGAAGGCUUAUUUUUCGAAGCGUAGUACUUCACCUAUCGUUGUUCGGCUUAAGUUCAAAGCGAUUUCUUGACAUGAUAAUUGUUGGUGUGCUUGAAAAUAUGUUUGGCCACGCACUCCAAUUCUCGAAACUUUUUUUUCAUAUCGGAGACAGGCACAUCACUUGACGACACUCGCCGAUGGUUUACAUUUUGUCACCCCCAGUCAGCGGAAAGCUCUACUAGGCAGGCUAUACGCGCUUCAAUUAGAUCUCACUGCAACCUACUACGCACGGUUAUGUGCAGAGACAGUCAACCACCCGCAGUUGUUCGGUGCGCUAUGUCAUCAUACAAAGAAGGCAAGAACCCGUGCUAAUUAGAACUUUUUCCGUUCCUUUUUCGAGAAUAAAUAAUUUUUAGUUUUAAGACUUGCAUUAAAUUGUUUGCGCAGAAGCUAGAAAUAUUACGUUAAACACAUAGGAAACAAACGGAAUGUACGCAUACAUAGAUAACAGAAUAAGAACUAAUGUUUAUUUCGCCAAGUUUGGAUCAUCUUGAUUUGUAUUCACACUGUCGUUUUAUCUAACUAAUUUUCGUCUAGGAACUGUUUCUUUUUUUAAUUGAGUACGUUUAAGUUGACUACGAUUAAGUCAAAGAUAAGUGAGUGCGAAAGAGCGCGCGAGUCGGUUCGGGACGUGUAAGGUGUAUCGUUGAACGUUGUCUAGAUUUGAAAUUGUAAAAUAUCAGUUGUGAGGAGAAAAGAUGAACAGCUAACUUUCGAAUAGUUUUUCUAUUGCACUUUGCAUUUCGUUCUACAUUUUAAGGUGUACAUUUUUAAUUAUUUCCCCUAAUUUACUUAAGUACUGUCUGAAGCGAGACGAGAGGAGUAUGAUUAUUGAAACUGUUAUAUAUAAAUAAAAAUAUAAUAAAAAGUAUAUAUAAAUAUAUAAAUAUGAACAUAAAGAUAUGCUACAUCUUAGAUACUUGUAAUAUUGAGAAUAAGAAAAAUAGUGAAAAGCGCGAAAAAAAAUUUAAAAACUAGGAAAAAUAAACAAAAAAUAUAAGCAUUAACUAUACUUAUAAUCAUAUACACAGAGAAGGAAAUUUUUAGUUUUUUAAGGAAAUAUUUCAUUAUAAAGAAUAAAUAAUUAGCAAAAGAAAAAGAACACUGAAGAAAGUGGAAAUAAACAAUGUAAAAUUCUGAUUUCGUAUCUUUAGGGCUUUGUGUAAGUAAAAAAGGAAAAAAUAGUUACAAACAAAAAGGUCUACAUUUUAUUUUUAGUGAUCAUCUCUUCACUAUUUCGUCGAUGUGUAAGUUUGAAUGUAUUUUCGUUGUAUCUGUCUCUUGUUUUCCCACUUAUCAUUUCGUUUUUUAACCGAUUUUAAUUUAGCUAAUAGAGAGUAUCGAACUAGUGAUGCAAUUGCAACAUUUUUCCUUUUGCUUUUAAUUUUUCGUUUGUAAAACCUUUUUUUAUAAAUAUGUAUACAAUUAUCUGUUUUUUACAUAAAAUACACUGAGUAAAGUGAAAGAAAAAGAAAAAGAUAUGAACACUUAGAUCGAGAAGAGUACAGAUUCAAAGGAAACAAAAAAUAUGAAUACAUAAAGAACUUAUUAAAUGAAAAAAAAACAGAAAACAUAUGCAUUAUAUAAAUGAAUUUAGUUUAGUUAAAAAUAUAAACAAAAGGAUGAUAAUGAACAAGAAGAAAGUGAUCGCGGUAAAGAAAAGUUCAGAGCAUGAGAUUGAUGAGAGACAUUUAACAAGGAAACAAAUAAAAAUAAAAUAAAUCUAAGGAUAUUUUA